AUGGCGUGGUCGACGGGAACACUACCGGAGCUUGAACUUGCGCACUGCCAAGUUGAACCAUCCAUUGCGAGAACUGAGCCAUCAUCUCUUGAUUUUGACGCAUUUGAUUAUUGGGAGUUAGGGAAUUAUCCGCUAGGGGAAGUGACUUCUAGAGGUCGAAAUAGUCCUGGGAAAUGCAGACGACAGAAGCUGCUUCGUCUAAAUGAGGAGUUGCCUCGGAAUAGUGCGGAGCCAAAGGUCAAGGGGCAUCGGCGGGGGUCGUUGAACGGAGUCGUUUUCUGGAGGCUCAACAGGAGGGGGAACGCUGUGGGGGUCCAUGCUGGAGAGAGAGAUAUUAACCUUUUCAGCGCGGUCAUGGGGGCUUUCUCCCUCGUUAUACCGAGUGGUCACGAAAUCGCGGAAAAUUACAGGGCAUAAGUGACACUCGGUGGCCGGGCGGACUACAGGGAGUAACUCAUCGCAGUCCUCGCAAAG
This is a messenger RNA of Wasmannia auropunctata (little fire ant), 474 nucleotides long. RefSeq lists its product as uncharacterized. NCBI's taxonomy places the organism in Eukaryota, Metazoa, Arthropoda, Insecta, Hymenoptera, Formicidae. The transcript is spliced from 4 exons. The coding region runs from base 1 to 417 and encodes 138 amino acids. The record is from RefSeq and is a predicted model, not a curated record.